Messenger RNA from Balaenoptera ricei (Rice's whale), 2806 nucleotides. RefSeq names its product L-gulonolactone oxidase. Gene Ontology annotation, molecular function: FAD binding; D-arabinono-1,4-lactone oxidase activity. Gene Ontology annotation, cellular component: membrane. The coding region runs from base 837 to 2159 and encodes 440 amino acids. Lineage: Eukaryota; Metazoa; Chordata; Mammalia; Artiodactyla; Balaenopteridae. The transcript has 12 exons. The record is from RefSeq and is a predicted model, not a curated record.
UCCCAAGGAGCCUGCCACCGAAAGCUCAGCGCUGGGGGCAGAUGCAAGAGCUUGAUACCUUCGCAAGCUCUGAUGGUGUCCCGGUGCUUCUCAGACGUCUGCUCUAACCUUUAUGUCCACCCAGAGGAUUAGGCAAAAAUGCCACCACUUUAUUGGAGAGAAAACUGAGCUUCACAGAGGUUAACCGGCAAAGCAUGGCAGAGGAACCCAGGUCUGCCUGCCUUAAGGCCUGGGGAAGGAAGACCUCAGCUAGAAGACUCUGCCUGGUCUGAGUGUCACUCGUCGGCCCCCCCACGUCCCCCGUCCCCCGCGCCCCCGUCCUACAGCCACCAGCAUCCUGUUCUGUCUCCCGAUAGUGAUGGGCAGCCUGGUGUAUCCCUCCCCCGGCUCUGACAAAUGAACUAACACACGGGGCCCAUGUCACAGCCUCCCCUGACCUGUGGCAUUAAGGACCCAGUUUCGAGGCCGGGGGUCCUUCGGCUCCAGAACGCCUCUACUUGGUGUCAGAGCUCAGCAGCUUUCGGGAAGAGAGCAGCCGCCUUAUAAAUGCUGCGUGUCCAGCCUGCGGCCUGAGAGGAGCCCCGGGGCAGGGGGCCAGGCCAAACUGCUGUUUGUCUGGGUGGAGCCUGUUGUCACACUGUUUAUCCACCUCUGCCGGGGCCCCAAGCCCCUCUGUGUGCUGCAGCUGCAGAGUCGGCCCUGAGCUCCUGCGGUCACCGUCACCGCGCUGCUGGUUCCAGCCCCCCGCUCCGCCUGGCCUCCGCACCCCGCUGCCCCGUGCUCUGCUCCACGAGGAGGCCAGAGUCAGCCAAGGCCACGGACCCACCGCUGGAGCCAUGGUCCAUGGGUACAAAGGAGUCAAAUUCCAAAACUGGGCGAGGACCUAUGGCUGUUACCCGGAGAUGUACUACCAGCCCACGUCCGUGGAGGAGAUCAGAGAGGUGCUGGCCCUGGCCAGGCAGCAGAACAAGCGGGUGAAGGUGGUGGGCGGCGGCCACUCACCGUCAGACAUCGCCUGCACCGACGGCUUCAUGAUCCACAUGGGCAAGAUGAACCGCGUCCUCAAGGUGGACACGGAGAAGAAGCAGGUGACCGUGGAGGCCGGCAUCCUCCUGGCUGAUCUGCACCCACAGCUGGACAAGCACGGCCUGGCCUUGUCCAACCUGGGAGCCGUGUCGGACGUGACCGCAGCUGGCGUCAUCGGGUCCGGAACGCACAACACGGGGAUCAAGCACGGCAUCCUGGCCACCCAGGUGGUGGCACUGACCCUCCUGACGGCCGACGGGACCAUUCUGGAGUGCUCCGAGUCCAGCAACGCGGAGGUGUUCCAGGCGGCGCGGGUGCACCUGGGCUGCCUCGGAGUCCUCCUCACCAUCACCCUGCAGUGCGUGCCCCAGUUCUACUUGCAGGAGACUUCCUUCCCCUCGACCUUGACAGAGGUUCUUGACAACCUGGACAGCCACCUGAAAAAAUCCGAAUACUUCCGCUUCCUCUGGUUCCCGCACAGCGAGAACGUCAGCGCCAUCUACCAGGACCACACCAACAAGCCUCCCUCCUCUUCAGCCAACUGGUUUUGGGACUAUGCUGUUGGAUUCUAUUUACUGGAGUUCCUGCUCUGGAUCAGCACCUUCCUGCCAGGCCUCGUGGGCUGGAUCAACCGCUUUUUCUUCUGGCUCCUGUUCAAUGGGAAGAAGGAAAACUGCAACCGCAGCCACAAGAUCUUCACCUACGAGUGCCGCUUCAAGCAACACGUGCAGGACUGGGCCAUCCCCAGAGAGAAGACCAAGGAGGCCCUGCUGGAGCUGAAGGCCAUGCUGGAGGCGCACCCCAAGGUGGUGGCCCACUACCCCGUGGAGGUGCGCUUCACCCGGGGGGACGACAUCCUGCUGAGCCCCUGCUUCCAGCGCGACAGCUGCUACAUGAACAUCAUCAUGUACAGGCCCUACGGCAAGGACGUGCCGCGGCUGGACUACUGGCUGGCCUACGAGACCAUCAUGAAGAAGGUGGGGGGCAGGCCCCACUGGGCCAAGGCCCACAACUGCACCCGGAAGGACUUUGAGAAAAUGUAUCCGGCCUUUCCGAAGUUCUGUGCCAUCCGAGAAAAGCUGGACCCCUCGGGGAUGUUCCUGAAUGCGUAUCUGGAGAAGGUGUUCUACUGAAGCACAAACAGAAAACAAGUCGAGCCCACCCCAUCCCGUCCCCCAGGCCCACUUCGCAUGAGGUUGAAGGCUCCAUGUCCCUCCGGCCUGGUGGGGAACAGACCUCUUCCCCCAGGCCCUCUGCCAUGGUGCCCGCAGCUGCCCUGGCCCAGAGUGAGGAGCCUGGAUCUGGGCAGCUCCCACUUCCCUCAUCCUCACAGGAACCCCGUGUAAGGAAGAGCACCAAAUCCCCAUUUACCUCUCCAGCCUCAUCCUCUUAGCCCAAGCCUGCACUCACCAUAUCCUGUUUCCCAGAAGACAGAGAAGCCCCCAAAUGUUCUGUGUCUAGGAGGUCAGGAUUCAGCGUUUCACAGGUUCCACCCGCUGGUUGGGUGUCCGGAGCUCCAGGGAUCCCCCGCCCACCCUUGCAGGGAGGGGUCCCCCUGGCAUGUGUUUGGGCACAGAGGUCGUGUGUGCUGUGCUCUGCUUUCUUUCACUCUCGAGGGUCUUUCAGAUGCUCAGGUGUGUGCCCCCUGCCCUGGGACUGCCCUCUUCCAAAAGGUCCACCUGUCCGUCUGACCUCCCAUAGCCUGACCUGCAGUGUGUCUAUUCCAGCGGAUGUUUGGGGAGUGGGACUCUCCUUGCCUCCUUUUUAAUAAAGGCCAAGA